Theobroma cacao (cacao) is the source of this 661-nucleotide messenger RNA. RefSeq names its product mavicyanin-like. Gene Ontology annotation, molecular function: electron transfer activity. Lineage: Eukaryota; Viridiplantae; Streptophyta; Magnoliopsida; Malvales; Malvaceae. The record is from RefSeq and is a predicted model, not a curated record. Gene Ontology annotation, cellular component: plasma membrane.
AGAACAUUACUCUCCAAUAUUUCUUUGAUAAAUUAAUUGGAAUCUCUGAGGAAGUUGCUCUCUCUGUUCAGAAACAUGGCUCUGGCAAAGAGGGGAGUAGUGUUUUUCAUGAUGAUAAUGGUGGCUCUUCGUGGGUUAUCAAUGGCUGCUGUCUACAAGGUUGGCGACUCAGCUGGUUGGACAAUCUUGGGCAAUGGCCAAGAUUACCAUGACUGGGCUGCUACCAACAAGUUCUUCGUUGGUGAUACCCUUUUUUUCGAGUACAACACCCAAUUCCACAACGUGAAGCAAGUGAACGUCGAAGAUUUCAAGUCAUGCAACCCAGACAAUCCGAUUGCGACGUACGUAGACGGCUCCGACAAUAUCACCCUGAAAAGCUCAGGCGAGUACUAUUUCUUGUGUGGUUUUCCAGGCCACUGCCAAGCUGGUAUGAAGCUUCACAUCACUGUUAACUCAGCAGCCAAUUCGCCUCAAAACCCCACUCCAACUCCUCUGGCUAGUAACGUUGCUCCAUCUCUCCAUGCUUCCAAGCUCAGCUGCGUGGUUAUGGUCGUCGCUGCUGCCACCCUCCCAUUCUUCCUUCUGCUGGUUUAGGGGGCUACCGUUUGUUCUAAUAUUACAUGUUGAAGCACAUGGCAAUCAAGACUAAAUAUGAUCUUUA